AUGUCCUUGCAGAUGCCGGUGACGGAAGACACGCCUCCCGACAUGCUGUCUGGGGCAAUGGAUCUGAACGUGAUUCUGCCUAACGGUUCCGUGAUCAAGAUGAGCGUCGAGAGAAGCACGCCAAUGAUGGAUUUGCUUGUGCAGAUCACCACUGCCCACAAACUAUCGCCCGGCAGUCACGCGUUGCACGCCAUCGGCGACCGCGGGGUCUUGCCUUACAAACCCAGCACUCCUAUCGGUGCCCUAGAUACGUGGACAGUAAACAUUGUUCCUAAAAGCUUAAGCAAAAAUGGCAGGUAUCAAAGCCAGUCUAUUAUGAAAUGCAUAACAAAACCGUUCGAACAAACGUUCCGUCUACAGGUACAUUUACCGAGAAAUCAGUUAUACGUGUCCCGAAUAAGUCCAAAAACGCAACUUAACAAAAUUCUCAAGCAAGUAUGUUUCGAGAAAAAUCUUGAUCCUGCCAAGUAUACAUUAAGGAAACCAGACAAAUUGAACGAGCCCUUGGACUUGAGUAAAACAUUAGUUGAGUAUAAACUACAACAAUUGUCACUAGUGUUGAAUACUAAUAGCACUCUCAUCGGUGGUCUAUCUUCAGAUGACAUCAUGUCCCGGGCACCUAAAAAAUUUUCGUGUGAUGAUAGUUUGAGUAGUGGUAGUUUGGGUGGUAGAAGUUUGAGUCCGACCAGAUCAGAUGAAUCUUCAGACACCCCACGUAGACACCCAUUAAUGGUCAAAGUAUUGCCAUCUAGACCGGUCAGGAAAAGAAGACUGGCACCAAAACCACCAUCGCAACCACGAAAUGCUCCAGAACAAACAAUAAUUUCACAUUCACGAAAUAGUUCUGAUAGUAGUGGAUACCACGAAUCAUCAGUGCUUAGUGAUGCUGUAGAUUCCAGCAGUGUUGGAAUGACGAGGUCUGGGAAUUUUUCUCCUACCAAAACGUCUGGCCCGACCAUAUCGCGUUCAAUGACCAAUCUCCAAGCUUGCGGACAAAAUCAGAACCAGUUCUCCGAAAUACCUUUUAUGUCUAACAACAUAGGUCAAUCAAAACACUCCGUAUCUACUACAUCACUAAUAUCUAUUCAAAGUCGUAAAAAGAAAGCUGCACCCCUUCCACCACUAGCAAAUAAGCCCAAACUCGCACCACCACAAGAAGAAUCCGAAAGUGAGCCAGAAACACAGAGAAAAUCGCAAACACUGCCUGUUACUACAAAACUGUAUAUAGCAGAUCCACAAGAAAAAUCAAAAACUGUUUCCAGAAUAGAACUGAACAAUAAUUUAGUUGAACCUAAUCUAUCCCCAGCAACUUCCUCGUUGUCAUCACUUAGUCGAUCCGAUGUAGAUAGAGAUUUGACUGAACCCACAUCUCCCACAUCCUCGAUUGUAAUAGGUUGUAAAUACUUAUCAAAAUUGGAAGUGAAAUCGAAAAGACCAGCGCCUAAACCACCUAUACGAUCUUCUUCGACCAUAAACCGACCACAGGCGUCCAGUCAACCUGGAGAUUUGACAACAGUACCUCGAUUAUCUUCAGGUUCAACUGCCGACGAAGACGAGUUGCGUAUGGACGAUGAAGAAAUCGAUCGUAUAUUUGGAGAUGCAACUAGUGGUUACGAUACACCAUCUAUCGUUACCAUAAAAGAAAGCAACACAGAAGUUACAGAUAUUGACUGGGAAUACAAAUUGCCUGACCCUCCUUCGGCAUUUAGAGAUGACCAUUCUCCUGCAAUGACGAUGUUCGAUACAGUAACCAUCGGUAACCUUAAAGAUGUCGUCCUUCAAGAGGAACCUACUGUUAAUCCAGUUGAAGUGAAAGAAGAUAGCAUCACAGUUGAAGAGUCUGUAAAAAAAAUAAUUGGGGACGAAUACCAUUGUUUCCCUCAAGACUCAGGAAUUGGAUCAGAUGAUUCAUCGUUGCCGUCGAGUUGUGAAGAAAAAAUACACGCGGAUGAAAAACCCGUUAAAAUUGUUGAACCAAAAGAAUCUAAACUAAAUAAUUUUAAAAUUGUGGCUUACGAUGAAGAUUGCACUAGACCCACAGAGAUAUUCUGUGAUGAGUCGGUUAAAACGUGGAAGACAACACAAAUAGCUCGAGAAUCAAAUCCCGCAUACAAAACGCAAACCCCGAACUCCGUUAAUAGACACAAAUCGUUCAGUAUGGAUAGAACUAACUCGUCCGUAACAGUCAAACGGAGUACGUCACAUAUAAGUCUCUUGAGUGGUAAUAUAAAACCAUCCAAUCGGUUGGCCAAACACUAUAUUGGACGAACUUAUUCUUCUGAACGACUUAAUUAUGAUGAUGAGUCUCCAGUGAAAAGAUCGUUCAGCGUAGACAACAUAACAGAAGAUGCGCGAGAAAAUUGUCAAGACGACAACGACAACCACAACGAAAUAAUACCAAAAAAAAUUGAACCUACAUUAGAACAAUCAUCUCCCUUACACUCCCUUCAGAUAUUAAAAACGAUUCUCCCCCAAAUUGAAGAUCAUAAAGAAAAUACCAAAAAUAAUAAUUUAAGUUUUGAUGAAGUUUCAAGUAUUAAAAAUACAUCACUUUCGGAAGCAAUAACGGAAAAAAACAACGAGAGUCCGUUUAAUGAGAAUGCACUCGAAACGAAUGUGUCGAAACCCAAAAUAGAAACAACCGAAUUCAACGAAUUUCGAACGCGGGUGGCUUUUCUGAAACCCAAGUGUCAAGAAGUCACGUGUGAGCAAAAACCUGCGACGGUGGAGACGCCAGCAACACACGUUCAAUCCAAAAAUAAACUUCUCGAAGAGCCCGGUAAGAUCGAUAUACUAGAUUUACAGCGCGGAUUUCGUAACGACAAACCGGAAGCCCAAAUGCCGGUCAACAAAGACGAAAAGGUCAAGAGGUAUUUGUACACGGGCCCCCCGAAAAUCAGUCUGUCCACGUGGAACGAACGUCCCAAAAGGCAGGUGAGCAUCAAAACCGACCGGGACUACGUCAUUGGCAUCAGGCAGAGGUUACAGCGAAAGGCCGACGGCGAGGACACCGCGAACAAGUCGUUGGACGAGGACUUCAACUGCAAUAGCAAGCCCGUGUCCAGGGUGCCGAUAGUGAAGUCGGUGGAACUGAAGAAACCCUACGCCGAACAAUUGCAAACGGCCAGCCCGGUGUUGGCCCUGUCCGAGGCGAUAAAAGCUCAAGCCAAACUCAGCAACGGCUACAGUUACCACGGCAGUGCGAUCGUGUUGACGGGUGAAAAUGACGACAACGCGACAUUAAGACCGUUGGAAAAGAAAUCGUCCGCCGACCGCAGCUCGUACACUUUUGGUAAGCUAAUGGGCCGGUCUAGGAAACCCAGGGAGAUUUCGGCGAACGUCGAUCCCAGGGAAAAUCUACUCGAGUCGAUCAGGUCGUUCGGGGGCAGAGACAACCUGAGGAAAAUUAGAGCAUAG
Messenger RNA from Macrosiphum euphorbiae (potato aphid), 3417 nucleotides. The record is from the annotation of a GenBank genome assembly. NCBI's taxonomy places the organism in Eukaryota, Metazoa, Arthropoda, Insecta, Hemiptera, Aphididae.